Molecule: messenger RNA, 2068 nt
Organism: Saccoglossus kowalevskii
Lineage: Eukaryota; Metazoa; Hemichordata; Enteropneusta; Harrimaniidae
Product: ubiquitin-conjugating enzyme E2 A
Source: RefSeq, a predicted model, not a curated record
GUACUUUUAAAUUACAGAUAGAAUUUACAGAAGAAUAUCCUAAUAAACCACCUACAGUUAGGUUUAUUUCUAAAAUGUUUCAUCCAAAUGUUUAUGCAGAUGGUAGCAUAUGUUUGGAUAUUCUCCAAAACCGUUGGAGCCCCACUUAUGAUGUUUCAGCAAUAUUAACAUCAAUACAGUCUUUACUGGAUGAACCUAAUCCUAACAGCCCAGCGAAUAGCCAAGCAGCUCAGCUUUACCAAGAAAACAGAAGGGAAUAUGAAAAAAGAGUAUCCGCUAUAGUUGAACAAAGCUGGAUGGAUGCCAACUUAUGAUACCAGCUCUUGUCAACAAAGAGUAAUUUUUGGACAGCAAGAUAACAGAAUUUACUGACUGCUCACCUGUGGGUCUGCUAGAGAUUGUGGAAAUACCUUUACUUACUUCUCCUCAUGCUGGUUUUAUUGGUGACAGUCUGGGGAAAAAAAUGUCAAGACCUUGUUUUGUUCACCUUAACACAGACUGGAAGCGUAAUAUUGUUGGUGCCUUUGUUUGAAAUAACUUCCACUGUGGAAAAAGUGACUCAAUCUAUAUGUGGUGUGUACACAAAGCCAUACAAGUGUAAUUUAACAGUUGCUUUUUAGUUUCAGAAUAAAAGCGAAGAUAAAUAUAUUAUUUCUAACUCAUGGGUCUUCUCCAUGUCAUUUCUGAUAUUAACACCACAUGACCAGGUUAGUUUUACAUGUCAGUAUAAAUACCAGUGGAACUGCCACAACUUGCUUACCAACUUCAUUUAUUUUUGAUUUAAAUAUUAAAUGUACAGAUAUGCAAAAUAUCCACUACAGCUGUUUAUUGUAAAGUGGUUUAUUUUGUACUGGUAUUCACUUAGCAUUUACCUUCCCUGGCUUGUUUUUCCCUGCAUGGACAUACAGCUUUGACAGAGCUAAGAGGAAAAAUGGAUUGAUAAACUGUAUAUGGUCGAUUGGGUGUUUUUCCUCAUGACAGUUGGAGUGCACCUUUGUAAUAAACCCGCCCAGAUUUCAUUAGCUUCCUCUUUACUUUCAUCAAAGCAACCUAUAACAGCAUUGUAAGUUACCAGAAUUGAUGUGUGUAUUAUUGUGCACCUAUAGAAAACUGAAAUGACCUUAGUUGAUGUUGAAUUAAUUUUACACUCCAUCUGUAUUACGGUAUGUCUGGCUUCGUGAGCUGCAUUUGGGACAACCUGAACAAAUAUUUGAGAGACCACAAGGUUGUAUCUUGGUUCACACGUUCUAUAUCUAUUCUUAUACUAACAGCAUAGAUAGAUAAAAAUGUAUUUCUCUGUAAGCUCAAACUGAAAAAAGACUACUGUCUUAGGUACUGUGUUUAUAUUGUUCUGUGUGUGUGUAUCCAUUUGAUAUCACAAUGGGAGGUUUGCCUCAAUAUUGUAUUUACUCUAUUAGAACUGCACAUAAACUAAACAUUGCAUUUAUUGUAUGCUAGAUCAUUUUGACCAUAGACAUACUUCUGACAUUUACGUGAGUGUGUGCUACUAAUUGAACAAAUACGAUACAUGGAUUCGAACCUGUCGUCAAAUGCUGUUCAUGCCCCUUAAACAAUUAGUGGUCAGGCUUUGGACUGUCUCAGUGUUGGCCAUUCAGCAUGUCAAUGGGUUUUUCAAUAGCAUGAUUAACUUAAUACUUGUGCAUAAUUUUAAAAUGGUCAUUGCUCAAAAAAAUAAUUUUGAAUUUUACAGCCAUGCUUGAAGUCUGAAUUGGUCACUAGUGAACUAUGCUAGAAACUACGGCGUUUCAGUCAACUGUAGCGACAUUUCCCCAUGCAAAUUCAGUAUUCUGUUGUACUGCUCACUGCCCAUACAUACAGCAUAGAAAGGGAAAAAAGAGUUAAAGUUACAUGUACAUGUUAAUUUAUUCAAUGGAAAAAGUGCUAUUUAUGGAGUAUUGUUCAUAAUGGCUUGCUGUGAGACUGGCAAUCACCUGUGUUUGCUGAAUUGUUUUUUUUUUUUUCAUCCUGUAUAUAAAUUUCAUUCUGCUCUGAUAACCUUUUAGUCUUGUAUCAUGUAGGGAAAAAUUACAAUAAAAUAACAUUUCUU